This is a messenger RNA of Selaginella moellendorffii, 3754 nucleotides long. RefSeq names its product death-inducer obliterator 1-like. Gene Ontology annotation, cellular component: nucleus. The transcript has 7 exons. Lineage: Eukaryota; Viridiplantae; Streptophyta; Lycopodiopsida; Selaginellales; Selaginellaceae. The record is from RefSeq and is a predicted model, not a curated record. Bases 650 to 3673 code for a protein of 1007 amino acids. Gene Ontology annotation, biological process: DNA-templated transcription.
AAAGACGAAUAUUCGAAAAGAGGUUGGAUUCAAGAAGAUCUCAGUGUGUAGUGUGAAAUCUGGCAAUUGAUCUUGAGAGAACUAGGUAUCAUCGAUCCGGCAUUGAUACCCAUCGAUGAUCUUAGCUCUAGCGCUUGGAUUUGCGGCCUUUCUUCCGCCCACGCCUAGCUUUCUUCUCGUAGGCCUGCAUUGCCCCAACACUGGAUGAUCGAUUCGCUGGAAAUUUUGCGUUGCUGCUCUUGCGAGACGACCUUGGAUGGAUCCAUUCGAUUAGUGAUCACAUCUUCUACGAAGAGCAUGUAUGGCCCCGGCGCCCGCUUCCCCCCGGAUCUCUUGGACGACCGUCGCUUCGCCAUGGCGGAUCGAUCGAUCGCUCGCGGAUUUGAUUAGAUGUCGCGCAAAAUCUCCCAAGGGUCGCGACGAUUCGCAUGGAUAUUCCGUCUGGUAUUCGAAUAUUUUGUUCUGCAAUAGGAUAUUCCGUUUAGUCGGCAAAUAUCUGGUACGGCACUGCCGGGGGUACGGUUAGGGUUAAGUGAUCUCGAUUCGUCGCCAUAGCCGCCUCCUCUUUUUCUUCGCGGGGCUACGUUGCGGGCGCGAAUCGUUGCGAAUCAAUGGAGGCGGCGGGCUGACUGCCGCAAAGAUCUUCGCAAUGGACGCAAUGCCGAGCGACGAGAAUCAGCCUUUUCUGAGGAUGGAGGAUUUCCAGCAGUUCCCCGGCUAUGGCAUGCCGCAGCCGACGAUGCCGUGGGAAUCUUACGGCAUCAUGAUGGAUCCAUUCUCCAACCCGGUGAUGACGGUCCCCGUCUACGUCCAGGAGAGAAAGCCCUCUUCCACUGUAGCAGAGAAGAACCCUCAAAUCGCCGCUCCACAGGGACCCGAUGCCAUUAGAAGCAAGCUCCGGGACUCUUUGACGGAGGCUCUCAAGAUGGUCGCCGGUGAGCACCCGAAGGAAAAGAUCCUGGCGUUUCUCAAUGGUGGUGGCGUUGUGGAUUCCCACCACGACUUCGAGGCAGCUCCAAUGGUGGUGGAGGAGUCGCUAGUCCCGCAUGCCAAGCGCUCCAAGCUCCAAGUUUUCGGUGGCAAGGGGUCGUCUUCUCCUAGCAAGAGGAUGAGGAUGGAUAGUGACGAGCUGGGCUUUCGGUGGGAGGAAAGGGUGACGGAGCACGCGAAGCUGGUUUCCAAGAACAUAGAGAUCGAGUUGCUGCGGGUCUUCAAAGCCGUGAACAGGAAGUACAAGGAGAAGGCGAGGUCGCUGGUUUUCAAUCUCAAGGACAAGAACAACCCAGAUCUGAGGGCCCGUGUGUUCGUCGGUGAGGUGAGCCCCGAGCAGCUUUGCUCCAUGACCAUCGAGCAGCUCGCGUCCAAGGAGCUGUCGCAGUGGAGGAUGGCCAAGGCGGAGGAGCGCGCGCAGAAGGUGGUGAUCACCGACGAGGAUGUGAAUCCCAGCAAGAUCGUGAAGAAGACCCACAAGGGGGAGAUUAUCAUGGAGGUGGACAGUGACGCUCCGGUUGCUCCGGUGAAGGAAGUCGAGGGUGGGGACGUGAGUGCUAGCGCCAGUGAAGAUGCUGCUCAAGAGAGGUCUGAAGAUGAAGAAGAGAAAGAGGGAGAAGAAGAAGAGGGAACUCAGGAGAAAGAAGAGGAGGGAACUCAGGAGAAAGAAACGGCAGACGAGAAAGUCGUAGAUGGCGAAAAGGAAAGAGAUGCGGAGAUGGUCGACGCUAAGGAGGCUGAUGAUGCUACGGCUGAUGCUACGAUGGUGUCAGCGGCGAGAGAAGCGGUGGAAGCGCCGCCGCUCCUCAGCGACACUGGCGGCACGAUUCCAGACGAGGGUGGUGCCGCUGGCGGCGAGAGUUUUGAAGCUAGCAGUGAUCCUCCACUACUCGAUGUGUCUGAUUUCAAGGGGUUGCCCGAAAUUAUGUCUAUGGAUGGGUUUUUGAAGUCCUUGGGGUGUACUACUGGAGGAGACACAAAGGCCGUGGACGUAAAGAAAGAGGGAGAAGAAGUUACGGAAGCGAUAGAUGGCUCCAAGGCGGACGAAAAGGCUAGUGGCAGUGCUACGACGACAGCAGGGAAUAGUUUGAAAAGGAAGCUAGGUGACAACGAGCGCAAGCAAAAUGACAAAAGCAGCUCGCCAUCGAGAAAGCAAUCGCCGAUGAACGGGGAAGAGAAGCCACUUAACUUACAGCUUUGGGAGGGGAGCUUGCAACUCACUGGGACUCGCUCGACAGCGGUGCACGGGAUGUUUAGAAGUGGACGUCACGACGUGAAGUUAGAUGCGUGGCCGAAGCAGCUUGAAGUGAAAGGAAGAGUAAAGCUGGGACCUCUUGCUAAGUUUCUCAAGGAUCUAUGUAACUCGAAAUCCAGAGCGGUCACGGUGAUGUCUUUUUACUCGAGUGACAUGGCUACGUCUUCGCUUUCGCUUCUCAAAGAGGUUGCCGAUCAAUAUGAGAAAGGAGAGCGUGUGGGCUAUGUGGAGCCUGGGACGGGCUACGAGCUCUAUCUCUUCCCCCCUGGAAAGGCAACCUGGAAAUUCUUAACUGAAAACGGUCGGUUAAAACCCAGCGCCGAUCUCCCCAAGGACAAGAGCGAGGUGCUAGUGGGCUGCGUCGUCUGGCGGAAGAAUCCCUCCGACAAGAGCGAGAGUAGAAAGCCGUCGUCCGCCGAAAAGAGUAAGAGAGGCUCGUCCAGAGCUCCCAGCAGUAAGCACUCCCGAGGCAAGUCCAGUUCUUCCACCGCCGCUCCCUCCACCGCCACCGCCACCAUCGCUGCUCCUCCUCCCCCCUCUCUCGCCUCUGCUAAGCAUCCCAGUCCAUCCCGGGUGAAGAGCGUCUCUCCAUCUCAAUCGCAAAGUGUUGUAAAGCAGCAUUCUGUAAAUGAAUGGCACCAGCAAUCGAGCCUUUGUAGCCCAACUCCCGCUGCUACCAUCGCCGAGUCGGCCCUUCCUCCUCCUCCGUUUCUAGAGGGUCUUCUCCCGCCGGGCUUCCAUCCCAGUCUCCUCCAGGCUCUCACCGCGGUGCUACCAGGUUCGACGUUACCGGGUUACGAUGGGGGGCCACCGGGUUUCUGGCAGCAGCAGCAGCAGCAGCAGCAACAGCAGUGCAAAGAUGGCAACGAUCUUCCAGAGUUUGAGUACGAGGGAUACAUUCCAAUGCCAGGUGGUGGUGGUGGUGGUGGUGGCGGAGGUUUGGAGGCGUUCCAUCAGCUCCAAGGCGGCGGGGAGUCCUCGUUUCGUCACCACCAUCUUCAUCAGAGCUCUCAGGGGGGAUUUCUCCAGCCGCCGGCCGAGGCUUACACGACGACGUCCGAGGGGCUGGGAAUGCAGUGGCCAAGACCAACAGCAGGUGGAGGAAAUCUCCAGCAGCAGCAACAAGCUCUCCAAGUUCUUGGGAGUCAUCACCAGCAGCAGCAGGAUAGCUCGUCGAAUCCAGGCGGAGGAUUUCCAGUCUUGCGGCCACCUCUACCGCCAGGGCCUCCGCCACCGCCUUCUGCUAGUAGUGCCGCUGGUAGUGGCGGUGGUGGUGGUGGUGGUGGUGGUGGUGGUGGUGGAACCGCAGCUGCUAAUUCUUCUUAUGGACAGUGGGUACAUCCUAAUCAAGCUGCUCAUCAAAAAACUUUGCAUUAUAAGAAGGCUAGCGUUGCGGCCCCUUCACAGCAAAGGCGUCAUAGAAGCUAGCUAGACACGAGAGAGAGAGCGAGUGAUUUAACACUCUUUGUAACUCUAGUCUUUGUUUUAAUGCGGUAAAACAAUGCCCUA